AUGGAUUUUGCGCGAAAAAUCGGUAAAUCGGAAAAGCCCCAAAUCUGGAAGACUCGUGACCCGUUUGUUACGAUCAGGGAUAACCUUCUUUCCGAAGAUACGUCUUUUUCGGAAGAUCGUCGUUUCGUGAAUUGGAAGAAAUGGCUUGCCGAGCGGAGGAAGCAAACUCGUCGCGUCGAGUCUGUUACUGGUCGUUCGCAGGCCGAUCAAGUACAGAAUUCCACAGAAAGGUUUCGCGCCUUCGUGGAGAUGAAAGACCUUAUGGAACACGCCGCCGGUACCGUGUUCACCGAUAAGUAUCGCAGUGGACCGGAAUUUUGGAGAACGCCCGAGUUCCUGCCGAAUCGCGGCGAUACCUGCUUGCCGGAGAUAUCCUUGACUCCCAGCAGGAAGGACUUGAAUCUUCGCCCGGACUUGAUGCACGUCGGACUGCCGGAUCUAAUGGCAAAGGAGCGAGCUCUCGCCUCCCAAAAGGAAGAAUUCUGGAAACGUAGCGAGUAUCUGAAGACGCGUAAGCUCGAACUUGCCGAGGAACUCGCACUGCUGCUGCCCAAGGAGCCGGAAACGGCAACGCUGGCCAUUCAAGGACGUGCGUACGAAAGGAAGAAAUUACCGCUGCUACGAAUUCCGCCGGUAACCAUCACGGAACCUGAUGAAGAUGAGCCGCGCGGGGCUGCCGAUCAGGCAGCGGUUCUGAGGAUCCAAGACCGAGAAUUCGUCUGGCACGGAUCUCCCUCCGGAAGAACGGAGCCAGUGGGCACCGAGCCUAUCGUGUGGUCGCUAACUUUUGCGGGUAAACCCAAUGAACGAAUCGAGAGAGAGAUUGUCCUCGAGAAUAAAGGAACCCACGUUAUCACGUAUUAUUGGCGAUACUCGCCCUUCCGGACGUACGGCGUGUCUCUCGAGAGACGGGGCAGUCCGUUCUUCUUCAACAAGACGAACGGACUCAUACUUCCGGGGCAGAUCGUGAGGCUCGGGGUGUGGUACCGAUCCGGGACACGUGGAGUCUUCACCGAAUUUUGGCGAUUCGUCACGGAGCCGAAAUUAAGUCCCUCCACGUUCGUAUUCCGAUUCUGGGGCUGCGCGACCGAUAUCCAAGAUGAAGAACUGACCGAUCGCCAAACGAUCGACGAAUACCUGAAUCGCUGCGUUCGAGACUCAAUGAUACGCUCGAUCGUCGAGGAGAUCAUGACUAGAGUGGAGCACAGUGAACUACUGGAGCCGCCUCGUGAGACGUCACUCUCGCAAAGUGACCUGUUCGUCUCCCAAAAUCCUUAUCAUCAUUAUCAUCCGGGUAUCGUAAUGCAACUACAAGCAAUAUAUUUUGACGUUGCCGGUAAGAGCACGCCAGCCUGGAAUUUGUCACUAGACACUCUGCGAGGUAUUCUUUUGCGGAUAGAAAAUAUUAAUUACAAACGCGACAUGCUGGCCCGAUUUAACAAACUUUGCAAACAAAGUCUAAGGCCAAGAUUGAUCGAACCUGAUAUCGCGUAUCUCAAUAAAUAUGACGCUGCGUAUAAUAUUUUAUGUGCCUUCGCGAAUCUGUUUGAAAAUGAAAGUGAACUCGUGAAGAGGAACAGUCUGACGCGAGAAGAGCCUGCAACGCCGAUGGAGGUAGAAGAGAAAUUGACGCCCGUGUCUCAAAGAUCCAAUAACAGUUCGCUAGAAAUAUAUAGCAAGAAAAUAAGUGAUCAGUCAGAAACUAUACUAAUGCAGAAAGAGGAGGAAAGGUCCAACUUAAAUUUGCAAUCUUAUAGAGAAAUAUUUUUUAUUCGUAUAUAUAAAGCGCUGGAAGAAACCAUAGAACGAGUUUGCUCCACUGUCGAUUCUUUUCAUAGACUUAAUGAGUUGAGGCUUAAGAUUUAG
Messenger RNA from Vollenhovia emeryi, 1866 nucleotides. RefSeq names its product MYCBP-associated protein-like. The record is from RefSeq and is a predicted model, not a curated record. The transcript has a single exon. NCBI's taxonomy places the organism in Eukaryota, Metazoa, Arthropoda, Insecta, Hymenoptera, Formicidae. The coding region runs from base 1 to 1866 and encodes 621 amino acids.